AUGUUCAAGCGCCUGAGGUCCAACUCCAACGCCCAGCAAGCUGGUGCGGCCAUGGAUUCUCAGCACCGUGUGGACAAGUCGGCGAGGCUGGCCAGGAAGGGCACGAAUGCGGGUUCCGUGCGGGAUCCUACCAAGUUGUCGAAACUGCAGCGGUCGCUUACCGAACGCGAGGCCUCCGGGUCGGCUUCACGAUUGAAGGCCGACUCGGCCAAGACACAAGAUGCCUCCAAGGCAAACCUCGCGCCAUCGCCGAUUGUCACCCUGACCAUCGGCAUGGAGGGGCGACUAUUCGCGGCUCACGAGGACGUCCUCCUGCAGAGCCCGUUCUUCGAGCAGGCCCUAAAGGGUGGAUACCUCGAGCAGUCGUACGCGCAGUCCAGGAGAAUCGCGCUCCCGGAUGAGGAGCCGGAGGUUUUCUCGGCGGUCCUCGAGUACCUCUACAAGGGCGAUUACUAUCCGCGGCUGCUCCACAACAAGCACCGCAACUCUUGGGAGCUCGAGGACAGCGUCCCCACGCGCCGAGGGGGCACGCCAAACGCAUCCCCCAAAAUCAACUCAGAAAACACCUACGGAGGUGGUCGCGCAGCAUCAUCACCGUAUCAACCCGCGGCUGUCGAGGCUACCGUCUUCCUGCCGUCAGUGGGCCACCACCUCCUCCGGGACACGGUGGUCUACUGCGCGGCCGAGCGGUACGGGCUGGAGGAGCUGAAGCGGCUGGCGCUGCGGAAGCAGGGGCUGCAGUCUGGCAUCGACGUGGGCACCAUCCUGCGGUCGGCCCAGUACUGCUACGCCCAUACCCCGGACUCGGACAGCCGCCUGCGCGCCCACUACCUGGCACUGAUCAUCCGGUGCCGCAAGACCUUCAAGAGGUCGGGCACCAUGCAGGCCGAGAUGGAGAAGGGAGGAGAGGGCAGCAAACUGUACUUUGACCUCUUUGUCGCGCUGUGCAACCACCUCGACGACGUCAUCGAGGCGGGGAACAAGGGCAGCCCGCGGACUAUUUGA
Molecule: messenger RNA, 1005 nt
Organism: Diaporthe citri
Lineage: Eukaryota; Fungi; Ascomycota; Sordariomycetes; Diaporthales; Diaporthaceae
Exons: 1
Coding region: 1-1005 (334 amino acids)
Molecular function (GO): protein binding
Source: RefSeq, a predicted model, not a curated record